GCGAGCUCAGUGGACUUCCUGAUGAGUGAUGGUGAAGACGAUGGCUCUUUCCUGUCUCUGCCCACCGCCGCCUUCUCACAGCGCCCGUCUCUGACCGCAGAGCUGUCCGAAACAAACGCACCCAGCCAGCAGCUGCUCAUCCAGACUCUACAGGACAAAGUGUGUGAGUUUCAGGCUCGUCUUCGCUCUGAAGAAGUCGCUCGUCACCUGCUGGUCCAGCAGCUGCAGCAGCAGAGCGUUCAGGAGAAGACGUGUGUCGGUGGAGGCGUUCAGACGUCGACUUCACCCAACGGUGUGAGGGCGUUGCAGCCAGGAGACCAACCCUCAGCUCGUCUCAGCUGUCCAGAAGAAGAAGAGCAGCUCGUUACUCGGCUGCGCACACAGGUGGAGGAGCUGGAGGAGAAGCUGUUGAAUCAGACUCAGGAGGUGGAGAGACUUCGCUCUGAACUGGGGGCGACAGACCUGGAGAAGCAGCUGGAGCUGCUGGUGGUGGAGAACCAGCGUCUGAAGCAGGAGCUGAAGUCAUGCAGGAGCUCAGAGCUUCAGAGCCUCGACGCUGCUGCAGAGACCUGCAGCUGCAGCCACUGCCCUCACAGCCAGGUAGAAAUGUCCUCGCGUCCUCACAGUGAGUGUUUUCCUGUGGUCCUGCAGGAUGCGGAGGCCCUGCGGAGGGAGGUGUCUCGCUGGGAGAGCCAGGGCCGGCAGAGGGAGCGGCGUCUGGCCGAGCUGGAGCGAGAGCUGCUGGAGAAAACCUCCAGGGUGGAGAGUCUCCGCCGGCAGCUGGACGAGUCCACCCGGCAGCUGGACGACGGCCGGAGACAGCUGGAGGAGUCGAGGCGGAGGCAGGGGGAGGCCGAGCACAAACUCACCCUCCGACUGCAGGAGUGUGAGGAGGAGCUCGCCAGGCGGGUGGCCACUCCCCCCAGAGUCAAGUACGUGACUCAGGAGGUGGAGUCGGCCGACUCUCAGAGAGCUCUGGCCGAGCUGCAGACGAAGAACGCCGGCCUGCAGGAGCAGCUGUCCGUGCAGAGGCAGCUGCUGAGAGAGCUGGAGACGCAGCUGCACGAGUCUCAGAGGACCUGCGCUCAGCUCAGGACGCAGAUCCUGGUCUACGAAGGGGAGAUGGAGCGGGCUCAGGGUCAGCUGGAAGUGGAGAUGCAGAACCUGGAGGAGGAGAAGAACCGCGUGAUCGAGGAGGCGUUCAUCAGAGCCGAGAGCGAGAUGAAGGCCGUCCACGAGAACCUGGCGGGAGUGCGUAUGAACCUGCUGAGCCUGCAGCCGGCCCUCCGGACCCUCACCUGUGACUACAACUGUCUGAAGAGGCAGGUGCAGGAGUUCCCCUUCAUGCUGGACAAAGCUAUCACAGAGGCCAAGCAGGAGAUCUGUCAGGUGAUCAGCGAGGUGAGCAACAACAACCAGGAGCUGCUGCGUAAAUACAAGCGAGAGAUGAACCUGAGGAAGAAAUGUCACAACGAGCUGGUGCGACUCAAAGGUAACAUCCGUGUUUUCUGCCGCGUCCGGCCGGUCAGCCAGGAGGAGCAGGACUCCGCAGACGCCAGAGUCAUGCUGAGCUUCGACUCGGACGACGACGCCGUCCUCUACCUCUCCAACAAGGGCAAGAGCAUGACCUUUGAACUGGACAGAGUCUUCCCUCCUCACGCCACACAGGAAGAGGUGUUUCAGGAGGUCCAGUCUUUGGUCACUUCCUGUAUCGACGGCUUUAACGUCUGCAUCUUCGCCUACGGGCAGACGGGCUCGGGGAAAACCUACACCAUGGAGGGCGUGGCGGACGACCCCGGCAUCAACCAGCGAGCGCUGCGCCUGCUGUUCUCGGAGGUGACGGAGAAAGCUCCAGACUGGGACUACAAGAUCACCGUCAGCAUGGUGGAGAUCUACAACGAGACGCUGCGGAACCUGCUGGGGGAGAAUCCCACCGACAAGCUGGACAUUAAGAUGAACCCUGACGGCAGCGGACAGCUCUACGUCCCCGGACUGACCGAGUUCACCGUCCAGAGCCCCGAGGACAUCAACAGGGUGUUUGAGUUGGGUCACAUGAACAGAGCGACCGCCUGCACCAACCUGAACGAACACAGCUCUCGCUCUCACGCUCUGCUCAUCAUCACCGUGUCGGGAUUCAACACAGCUACUGGAAACCGCACGCAAGGUAAGCUGAACCUGGUGGACCUGGCGGGCUCGGAGAGGAUCGCUAAGUCUGGGGCGGAGGGCAGUCGCCUCAGAGAGGCUCAGUGCAUCAACAAAUCUCUGUCGGCGCUCGGUGACGUCAUCAACGCGCUGCGGAGCAAACACUCCCACGUGCCGUUCAGGAACUCCCGCCUCACCUACCUGCUGCAGGACUCUCUGAGCGGAGACAGCAAGACGCUCAUGAUGGUGCAGGUGUCUCCGCUGCCCAGCAACAUGAGCGAGUCGGUCUGCUCGCUGAAGUUCGCUCAGCGUGUUCGCAGCAUCGAGCUGAGCUCCUCGUCCUCCAGGAGACACGAGAACUCGUCCACCUCGUCCUCGCCCACCCACGACAGCGUCGAGCUGGACUCUCCCCCGGUGACCCCCGUGCCGCUCCCCAUCUCUCGGGCCAGCAGCGCCGGCUCCACCCUCUCCUCCACCUCCAGAACUCCCAGCAGCUCCCGCAGGAGGUCCCAGUCCCAGCUGUCCACAGGACGACUGAAGCUGACGGCCUGAGUGACCCGGAAGACGACCACGGGGCGUCAGCCAACGCCCCGAGGCUUCUCCCUGCCGGGACGCCACCUCUCUCCUCCCUCGCCGGAUGUCUUACCCUCGUCGCCCCCUGACGGAGGCGGGAUUAACCCUCUCCUGUGUCUGUCAGCAGAGAACGUGGCCAAAUGUUUUGACUUGCGAGUCUUCUUGCUGUGAUGACGGAUGUUUUAAAAAAAACUGAUGAGAAACCACUGAAGCCGCGGACGUUUUCGAGCUCCUCCCGUCUGAACUGAAAACAGUAUACGCUUUCCAAUCACAGUAUUUCUUUUAUUGUUUCUUUGUAAAGUUGCACUUUAACUUCUAGAUUAAUUCCUAACCAACAGAUUCCAGAUGUGGUUGAUUAUAAUAUAUGGUUUUAUAUUUAUAUUUGCUUUAAUCAGUUUUUUUGGUGGAGAAAACCACAUGAACGUUUAAUCUUGAUCAAAAUGAAGAUUUCUGUUUUUAGAUUUUUGUCUUUGAAUCCUCUGCUGCAGUUUCCUGACAGAGGCUGUCUUUGUGUCCUCGCGGUCCUCCUUUAACCAAACAGGGUACUCCACUGAUCCCGAGCUGUCCAAUAAGACGCGAGCAAUACGAGGAAACGCUGUCCUGUACUCGAUUGUUGUUCGUUUUCAUGCCGAGCUGGCGUAGCUUCGUCUUCCCUCAGCUCGUUAAAGUUGAACCGAAAGACGCUCAAAGUUUCGUCGACUGUUUCUCCUCGAUGUGCUCCUGCUGUCGUCCGGUCACCUCUGUUAAUAACCUAAUGUAGGACGCCACAGGUGACCUUUGACCUCAGACAGAAGACACCCGGUGCUGAGCGUGGCGUGACGCAGGUGGAGCUGAUAGUUAGCCGUAGUUGUAACAGGAAUGCUUAGAAACGUGAUGCGCUGCUGUGUCUGCUUGCUUUGUUGCAGCUGUAGAUUUCUACAGUUGUUGUUUUUUUUUGUAUUAACUUUUUAAUAAACACUCCAAAACAAACAAACAUGUAACUCUGGCGUCUGUGUUGACCAACCGUGAAAUAUUUAAAGGCUGGUUAAUAAAACUUUUUGGGAAAUGAA
Molecule: messenger RNA, 3764 nt
Organism: Micropterus dolomieu (smallmouth bass)
Lineage: Eukaryota; Metazoa; Chordata; Actinopteri; Centrarchiformes; Centrarchidae
Gene: kifc3
Product: kinesin family member C3
Exons: 19
Coding region: 22-2694 (890 amino acids)
Biological process (GO): microtubule-based movement
Molecular function (GO): microtubule motor activity; microtubule binding; ATP binding
Source: RefSeq, a predicted model, not a curated record